CACACAGUAGAUUCCCUUCCCGGUUUCAUCUUAUCACAUUUGUACACUCAUCAAAUUUUUUUACAGACGACAUUUUCGAAGUUCAUCAGCUUCGCUCUCUCCGCCCAUCUCUUCCCCCAAAAACCCAACACUUUCACUCACUCACUUCACUUCCCCACAUUGUUACACCCAAUUUCCGUCGAAAACUCACCCGGAAAAAAUCCCAUUUGGCCUUCCAAUGGCUCAAUCUCUCAACUUAUUCAUUUCAACAUCUUCACCCAUAUCAAAACCCUCCAAUUCAUUCCUCACUGGAACCUUCCGGUGGCCCGUGAAAGUGAAAACCUCCGGAAUCCGUAAACCGGGUCAAUUUCCCCAGCUUUUUAUCACUAAAGCAUCGUCUGCCAGCUCUGAUCCGGAGACGGCUUCUGCUGAAGCUACUCCACAGGUGCUUGUUUCGAGUAAUGGGAUUGUUUCGACGCCUCCUGGGCAGGACACGAGUGCAAUUGAUGUGGAUGCUGUGACGGAGGCAGAGUUGAAGGAGAAUGGUUUCCGGAGUACCCGGAGGACUAAGCUGAUUUGCACGAUCGGACCGGCGACUUGUGGGUCGGAGCAGCUGGAGGCGUUGGCUAUUGGUGGAAUGAAUGUGGCGAGGAUUAAUAUGUGUCAUGGGACUAGGGAAUGGCAUAAGAGGGUGAUUGAGAGGGUGAGGAGGUUGAAUGAGGAGAAAGGAUUUGCGGUGGCCAUUAUGAUGGAUACUGAAGGGAGUGAAAUUCACAUGGGAGAUCUUGGUGGGGCUUCGUCUGUGAAAGCCGAGGAUGGGGAAGUAUGGACUUUCAGUGUCAGAGCUUUUGAUUCUUCUCUACCUGACUACACCAUAAAUGUGAACUAUGAAGGCUUUGCUGAAGAUGUAAAAGUCGGGGAUGAACUGCUAGUAGAUGGUGGAAUGGUGAGGUUUGAGGUUAUAGAAAAAAUUGGUCCAGAUGUCAAAUGCAGAUGUACAGAUCCUGGACUUUUACUUCCUCGGGCCAAUCUAACCUUCUGGCGACAUGGAAGCUUAGUACGGGAACGUAAUGCCAUGCUACCGACUAUUUCCUCCAAGGAUUGGUUAGACAUUGAUUUUGGGAUAGCUGAGGGUGUGGAUUUCAUUGCUAUAUCAUUUGUCAAGUCUGCUGAAGUGAUUACUCACCUGAAAAGCUACAUAAAAGCACGAGCUCGAGAUAGUGAUAUUGCUGUGAUUGCAAAGAUAGAAAGUGUAGACUCCUUGAGGAACUUGGAGGAGAUCAUUUUGGCUUCAGAUGGGGCUAUGGUUGCGAGAGGAGAUCUGGGUGCUCAGAUCCCCUUAGAGCAGGUCCCUUCAGAGCAGCAAAAGAUUGUUCAGCUGUGCAGGCAGCUAAAUAAGCCUGUUAUUGUGGCUUCUCAGCUGCUUGAGUCCAUGAUUGAGUACCCGACACCAACUAGAGCUGAAGUGGCUGACAUUUCGGAAGCAGUUAGGCAACGAUCUGAUGCCCUCAUGCUUUCUGGUGAGUCAGCCAUGGGUCAGUACCCUGAGAAGGCACUCACUGUUCUCAGAAGUGUUAGUCUAAGAAUUGAGAAGUGGUGGAGAGAAGCAAAACACCAUGAAGCUAUGGAACUCCCAGACAUAGCUUCUUCAUUUUCCGACAGCAUUUCCGAAGAGAUCUGCAACUCUGCUGCAAAGAUGGCUAACAACUUGGAGGUUGAUGCGCUCUUUGUUUACACAAAGGAUGGACAUAUGGCGUCACUCCUGUCACGUUGUCGUCCAGACUGCCCCAUUUUUGCUUUCACAACGACAACAUCGGUGCGCAGACGCUUGAAUCUACAGUGGGGUCUAAUUCCUUUCCGCUUGAGCUUCUCAGAUGAUAUGGAAAGUACCCUCAACAAAACAUUUGCCUUGCUCAAAGCCAGGGGAAUGAUUAAAUCAGGCGAUCUGGUGAUCGCUGUUUCCGACAUGUUGCAGUCCAUACAAGUCAUGAAUGUGCCUUAAACGUACCUUUGUUGCAAGAGGAAUAUCAUCAGGUUUACUUCUCUUACUGACUGAAGUGCAAUCAUAAGUUGCCAGUGAUCCAGUCACUUGUUUUGAGCUGGAACAAGAAUUACAGAAGGUUUGUAGUUUUCCAUAAACUUUGCUCGUAACAACAGCUGUUGGAUCUUUGAGCGUUGUGAUUGUAUUUGAGAGGAACAGGUAAGCCGAAGAAUGUAACCCCAUAAACUCUGUGUAUUUUUGAUUAGUUUGAGGUAAGAGCUUAGUUCAGAUGUGUUUUUUUUUUUCCUUGUAGAAUUUUGAAGCAUACAUCAAUGUAAGAAACUUGGCAGGUUUCAUGCAACUGCAGAUCUUUGCUCUCAUCAUACCCUUCCUUUUUUCUCAUGUUUCUGAAUUCCAAACUACUGGG
Molecule: messenger RNA, 2387 nt
Organism: Oldenlandia corymbosa var. corymbosa
Lineage: Eukaryota; Viridiplantae; Streptophyta; Magnoliopsida; Gentianales; Rubiaceae
Source: the annotation of a GenBank genome assembly